AUGCAUACUUAUAUAUUUAUAUUUAUUCUCUUGUUAUCGAAUGGUUUAUUAUAUGGAUAUAACAUAGAUCAUGGAUUAAAAUAUAAACGUGAUAUUAAUACAAUUCUAUCACGAAUUGCUUCAAUUGAAGAAAAUGAUGAUAUAGAGACUUCUAUCAAUUAUGCGAAUCAACAACAAAAUGAAGAUGAAGAUGAAGAUGAAACAAAUCAUCCAUCUGGAUAUCAUAUCAUUUCAAAUAAAUAA
Adineta steineri is the source of this 243-nucleotide messenger RNA. The record is from the annotation of a GenBank genome assembly. NCBI's taxonomy places the organism in Eukaryota, Metazoa, Rotifera, Eurotatoria, Adinetida, Adinetidae.